Dentiscutata erythropus is the source of this 543-nucleotide messenger RNA. The record is from the annotation of a GenBank genome assembly. Lineage: Eukaryota; Fungi; Glomeromycota; Glomeromycetes; Diversisporales; Gigasporaceae.
AUGCCAUCUCAUAUUUCUCUUCUUAUCGUUAUUAUUUCGGGAAAGAAUAAUCGAUAUAGUUCAUAUGGAGUGGCCAAAUAUAAACUUUCUAAUCAGAUAUCACGUACUAUCAAAUGGAAAUAUUUUUUUUCUUCAAGCAAAUCACCUCAACUAUUCAAUCCUGGAGAUAUCAUAUUUAUUUCUAGUAAAUACGUGGUAGAAAAUUAUGAGAAAUGUGUGACCAUUGCGUAUGCUAGCAUUAUUAAUACUGGAAAGCCUGAACGUGAAUUCGAUAUAACAAGCAUCCCUAUAUGCAUUCCUCAUCUUAUGAUUUCUGUUAACGAUACAAAUGUGAUGGAUGAAAAUGAAGAAGAAGACCAGCCUAAAAAGAGGAAGCGAAAUGUUAGAACAAUAAAAAAAGAAAAGUGCGAAGAAGAAAAAGAAAUACAUUCUGAUAAGGAUACAAAGGCGAUGGAUGAAAAUGAAGAAGAAGACCAGUCUAAAAAGAGGAAGCAAAACAUUAGAACAAUAAAAAAAGAAAAAGAAAAGAAAGUAGUUAGAUAA